AUGUACCUUUCUGUUUUCCCGUUUUGUGUUGUUUUUCUUUACAUUAUAUUUUUAAAUCCUAUAUUAUCUAAAAAGGUAUAUUUAAAUAAUAAUAUUUUGUACAUUUAUAGUUUGAAAAAGAUAGGCUUACCAAAAUUGAGAAAGAGGUCAUAUAGUAUAUCAGUUCAUUCAAAUAAUAAUAAUAAUAAUAAUAAUAAUAAUAAUAGUAAUUAUAAUAAUUAUAAUAAUAAUAAUAAUGAGAAUUAUGUUCAAAAUGGGGAUGAAGAAAAUUUAAGAAUUACUAAUUUUGAAAAGGAAGAUAUAAAAAUUAAUAAACAUUUAAAUGUGAAUAUUUUUCGUACAGAAAAAAACACAUCUAUAUAUGAUGAAGGGCUGUGUAUAUAUAAUAUUCUUAAAGAUAUUGAAAUAAAAGAUGUAAAAAAGGUACCUUGUUUUGAUCCCAAUUUGGCUGAUAUAACAAUAGAACAUGGCAACAGCAACAACAAUAAUAAUAAUAAUAAUAAUAAUAAUAAUAGUAGGGAUAAUAAUGUGGGAAGGAAAAAGAACGAAUCAGGUGAUGAUAUAUAUAGAUUAAGACAAAAUAAAAAAAGUAGUUACCUAGAAAAUUCACUAAUUUAUAAAGAUACUAAUUAUGAAUUGCCAUAUGUUUUAAAUUAUUAUCCAGAUGAUAUGUUUAUUUUCAAUUUCGAUGGAGUAAUAAAUUUAAAUAAGCAAGAAAAAAUUGUUGUUGCAUUCUUAACAUUUUUAAAAAUAUUUAAACAACCAUUUGUUUUUAAUAAUAAGAAGAUAAACAAUUUAAUGCUGUAUGAUUUUAUUGAGAAAGAGGGAAAUCAUAUCUUCCAAGAUAAUGAUCAAAAGGAUCAAAAAAAUGAUAGCUCAAAAUUAAGUAACAAUAAUAAUGUCAAUACAUAUAAUGAAUGGGAUGGAGGCAAAGACCCAUUUAUUUUGCAUAAGCUUAUGCCCAAAUUUUUUUAUACGAGACUUCUUCAUAUUUAUAAAUAUUUAAAAAGAAAUGAAGAUCUUGUUAUUGCAAUUAAAUAUAUAUAUGAUGAAAUAAAUAAUGUCUGUAUAAAAUAUAAUUAUAAUAUUAAUGAUCUCAUAGCAUUAUCAAAUGAAAAAAAUGUUCUAGCCAAAAAAUUAAAUGAAAUUAAAAAUUCUAAAAGUGUAACAUACCAAAAUGAAGAAUAUGAUAAUAAUAUAAAAAUAAACAAAAAUAUAAAUAAAGAAAAUAUUAAUAAUAAUAAUAAUAAUAAUUGUGAUCAUAUAAAUAAUUAUGAGUUGACAAAAGAAUUAACUAUGGGAACAUUCAAUCCUAAUAUUCUUUAUAAAUAUAAAAAUAUAGAAAACUUGUUUAAUAUAUUUCCAUGUUUUCGUGCUGAAUUUGAAGAUUUUUAUAUAAAUAAUAUAUAUUUGAAAUUAUAUGAAAAAUACAAAUUGGAUUCUAAAUAUGUACACAAUGAAUUUAAUAAAAUUAGAAAUAAUUUAAUGAGUACAUACAAAAAUGCAUAUUUAAAUUUAAUAAAGUAUAGAUAUAUAUGUAAUGAUUUAAAUGAUGAAGAAAGAAAAAAACAUGAAACUUUUAAUUUUACUUGUAUAGAUAUUAUAAAUCAUAAUAUUAAUAUUUUUAAAAAACCUAUAUAUAUAAUGUCUACUACAGAAAAUUAUGAUUUUAUUAAAUAUACAUUAAAUGUAUUUGGAUUACAUAUCGAAAGACAAGAAAAUCAUAAUUUGCUACGUAUUUUUGGAUAUGAUACUUUAUAUCCAUCUGAUUCAAAUCAUUCAAAUAAAUACAAUAAAAUUAUAACUCAACUAAGAAACCUUUUUAAAACAGAUUAUUUUAAUAAACAACAUAAACACAAUGAAAAAGAUGAUUAUAUUUAUGAUAAAUAUAAUAUUGAUAUUAAUUAUUUAAAUUAUUUUAAUAAAACACAAAAAAAAGAUUAUUAUUUUAAGAAUAAUUUAAAUUAUAUGAAUAUACUAAAAGAAAAAUGUGAUCUAAUUAAUAUUAUUAUAAAAUCAUUUCAUGAUGAUAACAAUUCUAUGAUACAUAUCGUCGAUCAUAAAUAUGAUGAUUUAAAUGCUUUAAGUAAUGAUUCAAGAAUUCAUAAAAAAAUCAAAUUAUAUUUUUGUGAAUGGGGAUAUAAUACAUACGAAGAAAAACAAAAAGCUAUAUUUCAUGAUAAAAUUAAAACAUUCCAAAUGUCUUAUAAAUUAAUAUUUUUAGCUUGUACUCUUCAAAAUUCACCUAGAAGAAAACAUACACAUGGAAAAGGCUUAGAAACAGAUUUUUAUUCUAAAUUUAUGCACAAAUAUUGUCUACAAAAUGGAUUGUUAUCAAAAGUGGAUAUGUAUAAUGAACCUAUACAAGACUGA
Plasmodium gaboni is the source of this 2373-nucleotide messenger RNA. RefSeq lists its product as hypothetical. The record is from RefSeq and is a predicted model, not a curated record. The transcript has a single exon. NCBI's taxonomy places the organism in Eukaryota, Apicomplexa, Aconoidasida, Haemosporida, Plasmodiidae. Bases 1 to 2373 code for a protein of 790 amino acids.